ACGUCAUCGACAUCAAUAUCCACGUCGUCGACAUCAUCGACCCCAGCUCACCUACUUAAAAGAGCUCUAGGGAAAAACCAAGAAGACAACAAAUAAUUCUAGAAGAGGGGCAAAUCUUACCUCUUCAAGCGUCGUUUCCUCAAUCUCCCCCAGCAUUCUGGCGCCGGUAGAUCCGGUCGCCGUCAUUGUUACACGAGAGAAAAGAUAUACCAAGAAAUAUCUUUUCCGAUAUGCCGCACAUAAUGGCCUUUCAAGCCGCUAAGCUCCCCGAUGCGGUGCAGGUCAACGAGGAGGGCAAGAAGCGAAAGCCGCCGGCCGGAGGUUCUGCUCCGUCCGACAACAGAAUCGAUCUGCGGCGUGACUGCGAGCUGCUGUCCAUGCUCCAGCACAGCUGCGAGGUUGCGAGGCCCAAUGAACCUGGGUCUGUAGUCACGUGCUGGCCUGUGAGGCGUCUUUUUAGAAGAUGUCAAGACAGAAAGGGCCCGUUUAUGGUCGAGACAACGGCAUGGGAGGGAUUCGAAGGCUGUCCUGCCGAUAAUCCGAAAGGUCUCGAACAAGCUGUAGAGAACAAACGGUCAGUGGUCGGGAAAGCUUCGGCAUGGCAUAAAGGGUACUGGAGCUGAGAUACCUACUAUGACCUAGACCUACUGUAGAAUCUUGCAAAUCUAUGGACCCCAUCGCCGAUGAUCGUUCAUGUCCUUUCGACCACCCUAAGCCUGGCCUGGUUUCGCGGUGUGCUAUGUACUCAAGUGGGUAUUCAUGCAUCAUUUCACUAGGGAUUCUUUCAUAUGUCAAGUAUCCCACACCAGAUGACUCUCGCCGCCAGUCAUGUACGCGUCCGGAUGCCGUCGAGACCCAACGAGUUACAUGCCUUGGCUCCAUGUAUUUCCUAGAUAGACAAGCCAUAUCCACCAACGCAUCUGCAUAUUCAGUCACAUCCAAAAGAUCAGAGGCUUGCUAUGAAGACAAUUGCACGAGACAAAG
This is a messenger RNA of Pyricularia oryzae 70-15, 984 nucleotides long. RefSeq lists its product as uncharacterized. The record is from RefSeq and is a predicted model, not a curated record. The coding region runs from base 231 to 623 and encodes 130 amino acids. Lineage: Eukaryota; Fungi; Ascomycota; Sordariomycetes; Magnaporthales; Pyriculariaceae. Gene Ontology annotation, cellular component: mitochondrial inner membrane peptidase complex. The transcript is spliced from 2 exons.